AGGGGAAGGUCUGUCUCCUGGGUGAGGAGACCAGCACCUGGGACAGCGCAGUACUGGGCAAGCUCAGGGAGUAGAAGGGAACUCCAGCCUGCUACCUGCCAGACUGCAGGCCCUGAGGGAAGGGCCUAGCCAGUGCAAAGGGGCCGAAGGGGAAGUGGCCCAGGGAAAGAGGCACACAAGAGGAGAAAAGGAGGGCAGGAAGGCUGCCACCAAAUAGUCCCUGGGCUGGGACCUAGUGUAGAGGGUGGGCCUAGGUCCCCUGGCGUCCCUCCCCCUUGCACGAACACCCAGCCAGUGGAUGAGUGAGAGUGGACUGCACCAGGCCCCUGACAAUAGGGGUUAGACUUUGGAGUGUGGUUGACCACAGUGGCUGGGGCUCAGAGAAGGACUGCUAAUAACACCAGACCCCCGGAAGGGGGUGAGACCGGAGCAGUGGGCAUUGCCGAAGGGCAGUGUCCUGAAGGGGACGCCACUGAGUGGGAAUCAGCAUGGGUCCAGACAACCAGAAAGGAGCAGAGGCUGGAUAGGACAACACCGGCAGAGGGCACUCCACCAAGGACUGAGCUAAUUCCCAGAGUCACCAGUGGGAGGUGCCACAGUGUUUGAUUUAGAAGAACAUGAGCCAGUUUUUUCUGCAAAAUGAGGAGCAGUAUUGUUACCAUCCCAAACUGGCGAAGUACUUUGUGCCACUGACCAAUGCUAAAUUUCAAGACUAUCUCGAUGGCCGCAAGAGAUCCAUCAAACUUAUGUGCAGAUCUUCAGAGUUCAAUCAAGACAAGACAACACUGAUCGUGACUAAUAAUCCCCUUCCUGACCUGAAUUCCAGUCACAGAAAGGACACCCCCAUGAAGUUUUUCUGCAAAGAGCACUUAGGAAGGGGGAUCGAUGCCAGGAGUCAGCUUCAUUUACCCCCACUGAAGACACAACAGAACCAGCUGACUGGACCAGGCACAUGUUUUGCUGAGGGAAACGUUGGGAGAUCACUGCAGUUCAGCAGGUUUUCCACAGACACUGAUUUCAAGACUGAAGGACAGUUUUCCAAAAGCUAUGCCGAGAGGCGAUUGCUAAAGCUAUACCCCCAUCUCCACUUUCAAGCUUUCCCGAGACUAGAUACAAAGGGAGUGCGAUCCCUUCCAAGAAAGAACAGCAAGCCCACAAGAGAAACAAGCUGCCAGUGGGAACCAUUAACUCUUUCCUCCCUUUUUGAAGCAAAGCCCAUUGUCAACGUACCAGGGGAAAACAGCUUCAAGCAUGGGAAAGUCUCGCAGUGGGUAGUAAGCAGUUCUUUUGUAGAUAGUUCCAAAUAAAGCCUUCCAUUGAGUCA
Messenger RNA from Mauremys reevesii (Reeves's turtle), 1324 nucleotides. It is a transcript of the gene TSGA13, whose product is annotated as testis specific 13. The transcript is spliced from 6 exons. The coding region runs from base 618 to 1307 and encodes 229 amino acids. The record is from RefSeq and is a predicted model, not a curated record. Lineage: Eukaryota; Metazoa; Chordata; Testudines; Geoemydidae.